CAAGAUCGUAUCAUAUCAUAACCAACGAGUACAUGACCCGAUCGUGUGAAGUGUGAAACGUAAUCAUGCAAAGUGUUAUCGCUUCUUUAUUGUUUUUGUUUAUUGCUAAAGUCAGUGCACGGUCGAUAUCCAACGAUCAUACACUUUUCGAUAGUAACUUCAAAGCGAAACUAAUCGCGGAAGAAUCACGAAACUAUGUUGGAGGCAACCUAGUAUUAAAUGAAGACGAACAGAAAGUAAACGAUAUUUUAAUGAAGUACAAGUUAGAAGAAAUUGACGAUUCGUUCCACAAUCCCCAGUAUUUUAAUUUCUCUAAACAUUAUUUUACGUAUAAAAAUGAUAUCGAUAAAUCUUCAGUGUAUCAAAUUAUUAAGAAGAUGCCCAAAGGAGCGGCGUUACAUAUACACAGCUCAUUGAUGCUCCACUCUGAUGACAUGCUGCUGCUGACGUAUGAAGACCAUUUGUACGCUUGUUAUACUGGUGACAAAUUAGAUCUGCAAUUCUCCGAGAACACCCCUGCGCGACCUUGUCCAAUUAAAUGGACUCUUCUCAGUGAACUUCGCAAUGCAUCGGAUAAUGUUCAACGUUUUGAUGAUGAAUUAAGAAAAUUCUUUACGCUUUACUCUAAAGACGAAAACGUUUAUAACGCGGAUAUUGAUUAUUCAUGGCAACGAUUUAAUACUGUGUAUAGAGUCAUAAAAUCUGUAAUAUCGUAUAGACCUGCGCGUGAAAAAUUUAUUUACAUGACUUUAAAGAGAUUCUAUGACGAUAAUGUUAUGUAUGUGGAAAUAAGAAGUGGAUUGCAUAAUUUGUAUGAACUGGAUGGAACGAUACAUGACAAGAUAUAUUUGGCGGAAUUAUACCAACAAGUCACAGAGAAAUUUAUAAUGGAACACCCAGAUUUUCUUGGUAUUAAGUUUAUUUUAACAAACGGCCGGUCAGUUGAUAUUAAAAAAAUUCAAGAAACAUUACUAUUCGCUCGCAAAUUUAAAAACGAUAUGCCGGAGAUAUUUGCUGGCUUCGAUUUAGUUGGACAAGAAGAUAAGGGGAAAAGAUUAUCGGAAUUUAUGCCAGCUUUAGUUGAAGCAAAAGGCAACAUAAAUUACUAUUUUCAUGCUGGAGAAACUAAUUGGCUCGGAACAACAACUGAUGAAAAUUUAUUUGACGCUAUUGCCUUAGGAACCAAAAGAAUAGGACAUGGGUAUGCGUUGAUUAAACACCCCUCUUUGUUAGCUCAUGUUCUAAAUAAUGAUAUAGCGUUGGAAGUGAAUGUGAUAUCAAACGUCGUGCUAUCAUUAGUUCAUGAUGUAAGAAACCAUCCUUUAGCUACAUACCUAGCUCUCGGUGUACCUGUUGUGAUAUCUAGUGACGACCCUGGGGCUUGGGACUCAGAUCCCUUAUCUCAUGAUUUUUACGUGACUUUUGUUGGAGUAGCAAGCAGAAAUGCUGACCUACGACUACUUAAACAAUUAGCUCUAAAUUCUAUAAAAUAUAGUUCAUUAGAUACAGCCAGAAAAGUUCGUUUAUAUGAAAUUUUUGAAAAGCGUUGGAAAAUAUUUUUAUCAAACGUUAUUGAAAAGUGUGGAUAAAGAUCAAAUAAAUGGCAUGAUGUUAUAUGUAUAUAGAAAUAGUUUGACUGAAUGAAUUUGUUUUAAAUAAUAUCAAAUACGAGUAUAGCAUUUGUAGGUAAAUAGCGAGAAAAUGGUGUGUGGCGAAUUCUAAUCCUUGUAAGUAAGAACUUAUUUUAAUUUUCUUUGUUUUAAAGACUAUUAUUAUUUGCUCUGUCUUUUCCGUAAGGGAUAAAGACGUGAUAAUGUGAAUUUAUGUGUGUAUUUUAAUUAGGAACCUAAAUAUAGCUUAUUACAUUGAAAUUAAGAGUUGAAAAAACGCUAUUUAAAAUAAUACUACUUGUUUAGGUAUGCUUGAUUGCUUAUAUGAGUUCUAUUUUUAAUAGAACCAAAUUUUAAGUCAAAGCUAGCACGCAAACAAAACAAAUGCCUAACUAUAAGUUGCAGGUAUCGGAAAUGUAUGAAUUAACUAAACUUUUUUUUUUAUUAUGUAUUAAUUUUCUUCAAUGAUGUAACUACUUUUAAUAAUA
Messenger RNA from Amyelois transitella, 2098 nucleotides. RefSeq names its product adenosine deaminase 2-like. The coding region runs from base 66 to 1589 and encodes 507 amino acids. Gene Ontology annotation, molecular function: adenosine deaminase activity. The record is from RefSeq and is a predicted model, not a curated record. Lineage: Eukaryota; Metazoa; Arthropoda; Insecta; Lepidoptera; Pyralidae. The transcript has a single exon. Gene Ontology annotation, biological process: adenosine catabolic process; inosine biosynthetic process.